AAGAAGAAUUAGACGAAAGCAGCAGUACAAUGACAGUGGACAUGAAAAGCAUGACGAGCUUGUGAAACGCCAGUACAGGUCAAUGUAGUUCUCGUAACAGCUUCAAGGCUUUUAGCCCUCUCACGUUCAGUCUUCAGAAUUGCUUAAUCUAAGAAGAGUGAAUGAAGACUGUAGCGGUGCUUGGAGGAGGGAUCGGGGGUUUGGCAGCAUGUUACUACCUCUGCAGGAGCCCCCAGGUUACCAAGGUUAUUCUAUUGGAAUCAAGUGCUCGGUAUGGAGGUUGGUUGUGGUCUACCAGGAGGUCAGAUGGGGCAGUGUUUGAACAUGGACCGAGAGGGAUCCGACCUGCUGGGCCAGUAGGAUGGAAUACACUCAAUAUAGUGGCUGACCUGGGUCUUGAGAACGAAAUUCUGCCCGUCACCUACAGUCAUGUAGCUUCCAAGAACAGAUAUCUUUAUGUUAAUGACCAACUACACAAGAUGCCUUCAGGAAUAGGUGGAGUGGUCUGGACAGUCCCUCCAUUCUCUCGUCCCCUCCUGCUUAGCAUUGCCAAGGAGAUACUGGUGAAAAAAGGCACGGAAGAGGACGAGUCAGUCCACUCCUUUGUCUCCAGAAGGCUGGGGAAAGAGCUUGCAGACAUUGCCAUAGACAGUUUGUGUCGUGGUGUGUUUGCAGGGGACAGCAGGAAGUUGAGCGUGCGCUCCUGUUUUCCCUUCCUCUACAAUGCAGAGCAGCACAGAGGUUCCCUGGUGCUGGGCAUGCUACUGGGCUCAGGUCCCACGCCUAAUGUCAUCCCGGGUCCACUGGCCCAGAGGUCCCGCACAGAGUCUUGGGCCCAGUGGUCUCUACGCAGGGGAUUAGAGUCCCUCCCACAGGCUAUCACUGAUUUUCUUGCACAGAGUGGGAGGGUGGAACUUCACAGAGAUGCCACGGUCAAACAGCUCUGCCUCUCUGCCUCAGGCUGGGAGAUCCACUUGGAGGAUGGAGUUAUAUCAGCUGACCACAUCAUCUCUGCUCUGCCAGCUAAAGCGCUCUCAUCAGCACUGCCCUCCUCCUUUCAACACCUCAUCCAACAGCUACAGGACAUUUCCACUGUAACAGUUGCUGUGGUCAACCUGGAGUAUGAGGGAUCCAUCCUGCCUGUAAUGGGUUUUGGCCACCUGGUCCCAUCAUCAGAGGAUCGGGGUUUACUAGGAGUGGUCUAUGACUCUGUUCCAUUCCCUCAACACAACGCUCCUAAUGGAGAGUCUACAAGACUCACGGUGAUGAUGGGCGGGGCCUGGUUCCAGGAAGUGUUUGGGACUCCAGAGACAAUAACAGAGGAGUGUCUCUUAGCAACAGCCACUGAAGCAGUCCAACGCCACCUGGGAGUUACAGCAUCACCCUGCUGGAGUAGGGUGGCUCUGCAAAAGGACUGUAUACCUCAGUACCAUCUGGGACACUGGCAAAGAGUGGAGUCCAUGCGUAGCUACAUAAAAAAGAAUCUCCUCCCGCUGUCUCUGGCUGGAUCCUGCUAUGAUGGUGUAUCUGUGAAUGAUGUCAUCAUAAGUGGACGUACUGCUGCAGAGGGGCUGCUUGGAACUGGAGUGUGAUGGAGCAUAUCAGUCAUAUAUAUGUAUAUCUAUAAAUAUAUAUAGAUAUAUAUGUAGGAAAAUCAGUACAUCUGUGUGAUUAACAAUGUAAAUUUGAUUGUCCAACACAAGCUUUUGUUUGAACAUUUUCAGAAUCAUUUGUAAGGACUGACUGUAGUAGACCCAUACAGUCCAUGCAUUUAUUGUCAUUCAAUUAAUUACAAAAAAAAGACCAUUACAUUUUAUCUGUUACCUUCAAGUACGUCUGUGUAAAUGUGUUUGAAUAACCAAUAAAGCGAGAUCCAACUCCAUGCAGAGUAGACUUGUAAGCACUAAGAAAUGCUCCUUAAAGGCAGAGUCAGCAAGUUAGAGAUUUUCAAAUGUUGUGGUUAAAAUGAAUUAAAAAACAUUUAUUUAUUGCUA
Myripristis murdjan (pinecone soldierfish) is the source of this 1994-nucleotide messenger RNA. RefSeq names its product protoporphyrinogen oxidase (gene ppox). Gene Ontology annotation, biological process: heme biosynthetic process. Lineage: Eukaryota; Metazoa; Chordata; Actinopteri; Holocentriformes; Holocentridae. The transcript is spliced from 13 exons. Gene Ontology annotation, molecular function: protoporphyrinogen oxidase activity, oxygen as acceptor. Gene Ontology annotation, cellular component: mitochondrial inner membrane. Bases 162 to 1592 code for a protein of 476 amino acids. The record is from RefSeq and is a predicted model, not a curated record.